AUGUCCUUAAACAUCUCACUCUACACGGUUUCCGCCGCGUUGAUUCUAGGCCCCGAGGGCCAGAGAUUGUACGCAAAAUACUAUCAAAUAUCGGAUGCCGCACAGGCCUAUAAAACGCCCCAACAACAGGCCACGUUUGAAAAAGCGAUUUACUCGAAAAUCAACAAACAGCACCAAGACUUGAUUUUGUACGACAACCACUUGGUCACCUACAAGCAGACAAACGACGUGAUUCUUGUCAUUGUCAGUGCCCUCAACGAGAAUGAGUCGAUGCUCUACUCGUUGACAAACAACAUCAACGAAGCGUUGACUAUUUUGUUGGGCAAUUCCUUGGACAAAUCCGUGGUUUUGCUGAAGUACGACAUGGUGUGCUUGUGUAUGGACGAGACUAUUGAGGACGGAAUCAUAAUAGAAAUCGACCCGGCUAUCAUCGUCAGUCGAGUCACCAACCCGCCUUCAGGGUCCGCUGUGGCCAGCGACAUGAACAUGAACAUCGAUCUUUCUGAGAAAGGAUUGUUUGGUGCGUUGUCGUUUGCCUCGAAAAAAAUCAGUGAGAGGUUGCAACAGGGUUUGUAA
This is a messenger RNA of Metschnikowia bicuspidata var. bicuspidata NRRL YB-4993, 576 nucleotides long. Its product is annotated as coatomer subunit zeta. Gene Ontology annotation, cellular component: COPI vesicle coat. Gene Ontology annotation, biological process: retrograde vesicle-mediated transport, Golgi to endoplasmic reticulum; intracellular protein transport; intra-Golgi vesicle-mediated transport. NCBI's taxonomy places the organism in Eukaryota, Fungi, Ascomycota, Pichiomycetes, Serinales, Metschnikowiaceae. The record is from RefSeq and is a predicted model, not a curated record. The coding region runs from base 1 to 576 and encodes 191 amino acids. The transcript has a single exon.